Insectozyma verbasci is the source of this 1479-nucleotide messenger RNA. The record is from the annotation of a GenBank genome assembly. NCBI's taxonomy places the organism in Eukaryota, Fungi, Ascomycota, Pichiomycetes, Serinales, Debaryomycetaceae.
AUGGCUUUAGAUAUAUUACCAUUGCUUGAUAUAAAAAGUUCAAUAUCAAAACCUUACAUUACUAAAGACCAAUUCAAACAAACAAGAAAUAACAUACCUAAUAAUAAUAUGCUAUUAGAUGGCUAUAUGUUAAAUAAAGACUUAAAAUUUAUUAAAAAGAUUGGUGCUGGUACCUAUGGUUUAAUAUAUUUAGUUGAAAACAUUUAUACACAUCAAAGGUUUGCUGCUAAAAUGCUAUUAAAACAACCACCAUUUACACAAGGUGAUCCAAAAGAUUCCCAACUUAAUAAAAAAUUAAUUCAGCAACAAUUUUAUCAAUAUUUUUACUCACAUAAUUUACCAAAACCAACCUCAAUGAAUUUAAACUAUAUUAGAGAUCAAGGUCAUGAUUGUCAAUUUUUGACUGAAAUCUCAUUACAUUUAAAAGCCCAUGAGCAUCCAAAUAUUACAACCAUACAUCAAGUUUAUGAUUUAGAUAAUUUUGCAAUUAUAAUUUUAAUGGAUUAUUUUGAACAAGGUGAUUUAUUUAAUAACAUCAUUGAUAAACAAAUUUUCCAAAAGCAUAGAUUUGAUAGACAAAUUUUAAUGAAAAAUGCAAUGUUACAAUUAAUUGAUGCUGUUGAAUAUUGUCAUCAAUUAGGCAUUUAUCAUUGUGAUUUGAAACCUGAAAAUAUAAUGGUUGAAUAUAAUCCAUAUUAUCAAAGAUCACAACAUUCUUCAAUAAUAGAUUAUAAAGAAUUAAGAUUAUCUUUAAUUGAUUUUGGUUUAGCUUUAGAUACAAAUUUAAUUUGCUGUAACGCUUGUAGAGGUUCAAGUUUUUAUAUGGCACCAGAAAGAACAAUCAAUUUUAAUACUAAUAAAAUUAUUAAAUCAUUAAUUGAUAUGUCACAAUUUCAAUCAGUUUAUGACCAACCAAAUACCAACUUAUCAAACUGUAAAUAUUUACCAACUUUACCUGGUGAUGUAUGGUCAUUAGGUGUUUUAUUCAUUAAUAUAACAUGUUCAAGAAAUCCAUGGCCAAUAGCUUCAUUAAAUGAUAAUUCAAAUGAUGUAUUCAAAAACUAUAUUUUAAAUAACAAUCAUUCAAUCUUAUCUUCAAUUUUACCAAUUUCAUCACAAUUCAAUAAAUUAUUAGACAAAAUUUUCAAAUUAAAUCCAAAUGAUAGAAUAGAUUUAAUCAAUUUAUACAAAGAAGUAAUAAGAUGUGAUUUCUUUAAAGACGAUCAUCAUCAUUCACAUCAUCAUCAUCGUCACAGAAAUCAACAAUUAUAUACUCCACCAGAAACAACUGCUUAUAAUUCAUACGUUAGUGAUUUUGAUGAAGAUGACGAAGAAUUUUACACCGAUGAUGAAGAAAUAGAGUAUGAUGAAUACCAACAAGAUCAAAUCACAUACCAAACAAAACAACAACAACCAUUUUAUAAAGAGAAUUUACAAAAAUUUGCAUUAGAAACUCCAUCAAACAGCAUUGUUUAUUAA